Messenger RNA from Cornus florida, 612 nucleotides. RefSeq lists its product as uncharacterized. Bases 1 to 612 code for a protein of 203 amino acids. The record is from RefSeq and is a predicted model, not a curated record. The transcript has 2 exons. NCBI's taxonomy places the organism in Eukaryota, Viridiplantae, Streptophyta, Magnoliopsida, Cornales, Cornaceae.
AUGGAAGACCCAAUAGAUCCAAUUGUAGAUCCCAUUGAAGAUCUUGGUUAUGUGGAUCAUAAUGGUGUGCACCACCCACCACAAGUUCAUAUUGUGGAUCCUCAAGCUUACAAGACUCCAAUAGGCAUAUCUCCAUAUAGAGUUAUUUAUCGGAAGCCUUGUCACCUUCCGGUUGAGUUAGAACACAAAGCACUUUGGGUAAUAAAAAGGCUUAACUUUGAUCUUGAUAAGGCUGUAAAGGACCGUUUGCUCCAACUCAAUGAGCUAGAGGAAUUGAGAAAUGAUGCCUAUGAUAGUUCAAAGAUCUACAAGGUAAGGACAAAAACAUUUCAUGAUAAAAAUAUUGUGAAAAAGUCCUUUGAGGCAGGUCAAAAGGCUUGGUUAUUCAACUCUAGGCUCAAAUUCUUUCCUGGAAAGCUUAGAACCAAAUGGGAAGGCCCUUAUCUAAUCAUCUCCGUCUUACCUCAUAGGGCAGUUGAACUUCAAAAUCUGAAAGAUGAAGGGACCUUUAAGGUUAAUGGUCAAAGGUUUAAACCAUACAUUGAUGGACAAACUCUUCAAAGAAAUAUGGAAUCUGCUCUAUUAGUGGAUCCCAUUAACUUUAAAGAUUGA